AUGACUGAAAAAAGACCGGCAUUUGGAAACAGAUUUUUAUCGGAUGCAAAUGAUGUAUUUUCAUACAACGCUUGGGAUAAUGCUAUAUGGACAGAUGAACAAAAUGAAGAAGCAAACGAUGUUGUCGAACGCCAAUAUAAGAAUAAAAUGUCAGAUGAAAAGUCAGAUCGUCAAUGGUUAUUUACAGAAUUUUCUGAAUUAUUAAUGAAAUCGCAUGAACAAUUUUCUAUGUUAGAAGUUGGAUGUGGUGUGGGUAAUUGUGUAUUUCCCAUUCUAAGAACAAAUGAUAAAUCUAAAACAAAUUUAUUUAUUUAUUGUUGUGAUUAUUCGUCGGAAGCAAUUGAUUUGUUAUGUAAAAAUGAUGAGUAUGAUAGUCAGCGUUGUAAAGCAUUUGUCUGUGACUUGACAGAUGAACAAUCUAAUAUCAAAAUGCCAUUUGAAGAAAAUUCUCUAGAUGCUAUAUUAAUGAUUUUUGUAUUGAGCGCCAUCCAUCCAUCAAAAUUUGAAUUUGUUAUUAGAAAUUUAUUCAAAUAUUUGAAACCAAAUGGAAAAUUAUUGUUUCGCGAUUAUGGACUCUAUGAUUUAGCUCAAUUACGUUUUAAAAAUGAUAAAUGUCUAGAAAAAAAUUUAUAUGCAAGACAAGAUGGAACAUUGGUCUAUUUUUUUACUCAAGAUGAACUUGACUCAUUAUUUGUUAAAUGUGGAUUUAUUAAAGAACAAAAUAUAAUUGAUCGACGUUUACAAGUGAAUCGUUCAACAAAACAAAAAAUGUACCAGGAUCAUGAAUUAGAAAAUUUUUAUGGAUGUUACUUAUUGCAAACAUUAAAUCCCAAAUGUAAAGGACGAACAUACAUUGGUUUUACUGUUGAUCCCAAUCGACGUUUUAAACAACACAAUCUUGGUCUUCAUUUUGGUGGUGCCAAAAAAACAAGUGGCAAAGGACCAUGGGAAAUGGUGUUAAUUGUGCAUGGCUUUCCAAAUGAAAUAUCAGCAUUAAGAUUCGAAUGGGCUUGGCAAAAUCCUGAACAAUCAGUACGUUUAAAAUAUUUGGCAUUAUCAAAUACAAAAAAAUUUAGUUUAAAAUUCAAAUUAAUGAUAUUAUCGGAAAUGUUAUCAAUUGGACCAUGGACAAGAUUACCAUUAACUGUUCGUUGGUUACAAGGCGAUUUGAUGUCACAAUUACCCAAAUCUCCUCCAAUUCAUAUGCCAAUUACAUAUGGACCGAUAAAUGUAUCAAAACAAACAUCAUCUGUUCCAUCACGUAGAAAGAAGAAACACGAUUCCGAUAACAAUCACCAAAUCAAUACAAUCGUUGAAUAUUGUUCUAUGUGUAAAAAAAACAUGGACGUUACCUCGAAAUUAAAUUGUCCAAAAUGUUUAACGUCAUUUCAUAUAUUAUGUUUAUCGAGACAUUUUCUUUCCAAUGACACAAGACAAAUGUUACCAAUUGAAGGCACAUGUCCUCAAUGUUUAGAUAUUUUAUUAUGGGGAGAGAUAAUUCAAUAUAAAUGGCAAAUAAUAGGUUAUUCAACGAAAAAUAAACAAAAGGAAGGGAAACAAAAUAAGUGCUCAGAUAUUGAUGACGAACACUAA
Molecule: messenger RNA, 1593 nt
Organism: Didymodactylos carnosus
Lineage: Eukaryota; Metazoa; Rotifera; Eurotatoria; Philodinida; Philodinidae
Source: the annotation of a GenBank genome assembly